UGCUGUGUUUUGGAAGACUUUUAUUUUGAAAAGUGUUGAGACGUUGGUUCCGGUUCUGUACAGUAUCUGAAGGUUCCUCCUGUCUCCGCUUUCCCGCCGGGAUUUGAGAGGGAUGUUCACUGCGGGAAUGUUCUCCAGUGCAAAGGGUAUAAUGGACCCCUGGAGGAAGAGGACGAGGAGGUCGGUGGGUCUGGGUACCGAUCUGUCCAUGGCAGAUGUUGAACAUCUGCUGACUGAAAUCACUGAGCUGAGGGAGGAGGUGAUGAGACUGGAGGCGGAGCUAAACAGGUGGAGGGGAGGAGCAUCCACCAGAGAGUACAUGGAGAAUGCCAGCUUACCAUGUCCUCGCUGUAAGACUGAACCGAAGCCGGUACUUGUACCAAUUCAUCAGCAUGGUGCUGCACACCAGCACACCCUUCCCCAACUGGAGGAUGAGCCACGUCUGUCUGUGAUCUGUAAAACUGAACCCAAUCAGGUCCAAACUCAGUGUGAACACUCCCACAGUCCACCAGAACCGGAGGAGUUCUGUUAUUAUAAAGAGGAACCGGGUCAGACAGAAGAACUUCAUGCAGUACAGCAUGACGAGCUCCAGCAGAGCAACCAGAGUUCACCAAACAUCUGUAGAGUACAGCUGCUGGACGUCCCAAGACUGAAUGGAGGGAUCAAACAGGAAAAAGAGGAACACGAAGAAGAGCAAGAAGAAGAACUGUGUGACGACAAUGAAGACGAUGAGGAAGACAGCGAUGGUUUUGGUCCUUCUGAGGACCUCCGAUUGCAGAUGUCCUCCGAUAUCACGAGCACGUCCUUUGAUCCUGGAGAAGACUGGGACACAGAUGACAGACACAACUCAUUGAGCCCGAUAUCUAAUCAGACUCUGACCGACGGGAAAAGGCUGUACAGCUGCCUGACCUGCAGUACAAGCUUCAGUCAGAAACCAGACUUUAUCAGACACCUGAAGCUGCAUGCAGGAGAGAAGCCCCAUUACUGCGAGCACUGUGGGAAGUGCUUUAAAAAACUCUUCAACCUGAAAGCUCACCAGAGAAUUCAUACCGGAGAGAAGCCCUACAUGUGCACCGAGUGCGGCAAGCAGUUCGCCCGAGAGUCAUACCUGAAGAUCCACCAGAGAGUUCAUACCGGAGAGAAACCGUACUGCUGCUCCGAGUGCGGGAAACACUUCAGAUGGGCUCAGGCUCUCACAGUUCACCAGAGAAUUCAUACUGGAGAGAAGCCCUACGUAUGUCUCACCUGCGGGAAGAGCUUCUCACAGGUGCUUUACCAUCGCCGGCACCAGCAAGUACAUUCCGGAGUUAAGUACGGGACUUACAGGCGGCCUGUACAUUUUGAGGAAAAUUCUGAUUUACAGGGUUUCUCUUUUAACCAAAAUAAUAAUUAUUAAUCAUUAUAUAUGCACUUUUUGAUUAAAAAAAAUCCAUGUGAUGUAACCAGAGAGAAAGGUCGGAUGACAUCAUGCCGUACUGUAUCAGAUUAUCAGGCAGAUACAUAAAUAAUUACAGGAUCCGGUGUGGUCUGAGUAGAUACUGGCUCUUACAAAAAAGAGGGCGUAAAAGUGCUCCCCCUGCUGGGCAAUACAAUGACUCUUGGAGGCUACUUUUAGGUAGUGCACCUCUUGGUAAAAGACUGCUGACUGCAGAACGGUAGUUUUGAUAAAUUGUUAUCUAGAACAUUCUACAGUGGUUUCUUGAACAAAAAACGUGGAUUGAUCCAGAUGAGCAACAAAUUCAGGUUUUGUUUGGGAUUUGAUGUUGCUCGGGUUUGAGUAUGUAGUGUCAUGGUGACGCUACAAUCCUGACUUUGAUGUGGACUGUUCACACUGUAAGUUCACACUGUAAACUGCUGGUGUGGUUGAUGAUCUUGGGUGCAUCUCAUAUGACGAACUUCCAACUGAUGGCAGCAUUUUUCAGCAGGAUAAUGUUCACCUACACACAGCAAGGGUUUCCCAGUAACUUCUCCACCAGAUUGUAGCACUUCCUUGUCCUUCUCGGUCUUAAGAGUAAAAACACUAAUUACAUAAAGAAAUGUAUUUACUGAACUUUGUGAAAUGUAAAAUAAUGUGAAGCAUAGAGCAUACUUUGACUGAAUUUUCAUGUUAUUUUCAUGUUCUAUGAAAUAAUUAUUGACAAAUAAAUAUUAUCUUAUUAUCCUAUUUUGUAAUUAUUGUGGCUGCAUUAAUCAAUUAUGUUGCACUCUACAACAUAAUACACUUGUUAUUAACAGGUACUAUAAAUAUUUCAAACAGUA
Messenger RNA from Astyanax mexicanus (Mexican tetra), 2259 nucleotides. Its product is annotated as zinc finger protein 771. The record is from RefSeq and is a predicted model, not a curated record. Bases 113 to 1396 code for a protein of 427 amino acids. The transcript is spliced from 4 exons. NCBI's taxonomy places the organism in Eukaryota, Metazoa, Chordata, Actinopteri, Characiformes, Acestrorhamphidae.